AUGGAGAAUCUUCACAAGAACGAAAUGACCACGGACCACUCCAUGAACUACUCAACCGCACCUAGCAUGAACGACAUGAUCUUAGCUACCCAAUCGAUCACCCCCAUCAACGACGCUAUGAAGCUUUCCGUAAUCGAUCCAGCUCUUCUUGCUACGAGCGACAUUCAACCGACCAGUCAGCAAACUGCAGCCGUCAACGAUUCAAUGAACCAGAUGAUGAAGGAUGCGACUCCGCUCGGGGAUGAGCCUGGCAACUUUCAAGACUCCAUGCGCAUGGAGGAGGACGGCUUCAUUGGUUUCGAAUCGCCGGACGAAGUGCUUCACUACCUGAAGUUCAAGGACGAGAUCUUCAUUGAGUCUGUCAUCGUCGUUGAACCCUAUGGUCCACAUAACGCAGCUCGCGUUCAAGCCGAAGUUCCGCAAUCAUUCCUGUCAAUUCCUACUCGUCACCGCGGCUCUGUAAUCGGUGUGUUUCCAGAACAAUCCCCUCACGCAAAGGAUCUCGCCUUAUUCGACAAGCACGAUCAAGGGUUCGCAGAAUGGUGGAUUACUUCAGGUGGGAAGUUCCACAUGCUGGCAAUGAACCAUGAGUUCAGUCAUAUGCCGAUCAACUUCAACUUCCAGAUGUCAACGAAUGUCAACGUGCAUGCGCCGCUAAACAUCAACAUCGGAAUGCCGCAAAACACCAGUCACGUUGCUCCGCCCAACGUUCCAGCUGCCUAUCAGCAGAACUCCGCAUCAGGAGGUCCUAGUGAAUCGGCUAAGAAUACUUCACGCAUAGCUACACCUAAGCCAGGACUCUACCAGGAUCGCGCACUUCCAGCAGGCGCACUCCGUAUCUGGAGCGAAAUCGGCGCUCAACUUCCCCAGGUGAGCCACCGCUCUGAGCAUCCCAUCUAUAGCCACGCGCCUUUUUAUACUGUCGAUCUCCGUUUGCUCGGUGAUGUCUAUAUCACCGCACACGAGCUCCUCACUUGGUUUCCUGACCAUCUGGGCUACUGGCCGGACUUAAUUCACCGCUUGGCUGGCGGGGGCUGGACUGACACUGACAUGAUCAAGUUCGUCUAUGUCGUCCGGGGUAUGACGAGCUCGACAUCCAAGGAAGACGCGCGCAUGGCCGAGCGCGAUAGGUCCCGCAUAGGUCAUUACCGCGGAGAUCUUGGGGUCACCCAAACUCGCCAAGGAACGAGCAAGGUGGUGCCGCGUCCGUAUGCUGACUUGACAUGUGCCAACUGGCAGGACCCACGACGAGCCACAAAGAUUCGGGGCGGUGACAUUGAGGGUCACAUCGACUACUACGUCUCCGACCUUGCAGACGGUGUCCUCCCAGCGAUGUACCCGACCGGUGUGAACGCUGGUGCUUUGACCGAUGUCAUCCGGUUGGUCAAGGAUUUUCCGAACGAUGCUGAGUGCCAGGCUCUGAAGUUGAGCGGGGUUUCUGAAUUUGCUAAACAGAUGGGCUUGUUCCAAACGGUGGCAGAUGCUGGUCUGCCGAAUUCCGUGCAGCCCGGUGGAGCGCAUGCAGAUUCCACCGCUUUGGCCGCCGCCGCUGCCUUGGUCCGCCGCCCCGGAUAUGAGGUGAGCAUUACUGGGACGUAUGGCCACAAACCGCGUACUCUAGCUGCUAAGAGCCAAUCCACCUCGACUACCGAGCCAACUGACGAUCGUCUGGCUUCCGAUCCAUCCUAG
Molecule: messenger RNA, 1689 nt
Organism: Didymosphaeria variabile
Lineage: Eukaryota; Fungi; Ascomycota; Dothideomycetes; Pleosporales; Didymosphaeriaceae
Exons: 1
Coding region: 1-1689 (562 amino acids)
Source: RefSeq, a predicted model, not a curated record